This is a messenger RNA of Silurus meridionalis, 882 nucleotides long. It is a transcript of the gene morn2, whose product is annotated as MORN repeat containing 2. The record is from RefSeq and is a predicted model, not a curated record. The coding region runs from base 102 to 506 and encodes 134 amino acids. NCBI's taxonomy places the organism in Eukaryota, Metazoa, Chordata, Actinopteri, Siluriformes, Siluridae. The transcript is spliced from 5 exons.
UUAUUUUUAGGAAUGAUUAAAACCAGAAUUAAUAAUAAGUAGGUAAAGUGUUUUAAUUGCAUUGGAAAGAUAUUAUAAAGUGAAUUUUGCGGUGUAAUAAUAUGUCAGAGGCUGGGAUUUUAAGGGUCUUGUACGUUUUUCCAAAUGGAGACAAAUAUGAUGGUGAGUGUUGUACUACCUCUAACGGCAUGGUGAUGAGGACGGGUUUCGGAACGCAGAUCUCGUCCUCUGGGACGACGUACACGGGAGAGUGGAAUAAUGACAAGAUGAACGGCAGCGGGAUGCUUUCACACCCCUCAGGGGCAGUGUACAAAGGCCAGUUCAGAGACAACAUGUACCACGGAAGAGGGACGUAUUAUUUCCCAGACGGGACCAAAUACUCCGGAACGUUCCAUAACAACAGACUUGAAGGUGAGGGCGAGUUCACUGACUCGGAGGGACUCGUGUGGACUGGAAACUUCUAUAGAAAUGCAGCGCCAGGGCUCAAGCUCAAAUUUAAUAUGUAACACACACACACACACUCAGCCUUAAUACAGACAGUUCGGAAUCAGCAAAUGAGCACGUGUUCAUCUUACAACAAAGCACUGACUGUCUCGGUAUGGGGGAAAAGGGUUCUUCUGAAACGUCCUUCGUUUUUUUGUAACUUCUCUCCAGUACUGGGAAUUUUUAGGAUUGUAUUUUGUUUGUCAGCGAUGAACAGAAUUCUGUUUAACUUUAUUGCUGUAGAUAUUUGAACUCUAUUUUUGCUGUAAGAUAAAAGUGUGGUGAUACACAGCUGUUACACACUAUAUUUUUUAAUACAAUCCUAAAUAAUAAUGCAAAUAAAAAGACAAUAACUUUCUUGUCUUGUUUAGUUGAGACAUAAAUACAUUGUACAUUGUU